This is a messenger RNA of Amoebophrya sp. A120, 8640 nucleotides long. NCBI's taxonomy places the organism in Eukaryota, Dinophyceae, Syndiniales, Amoebophryaceae. The record is from the annotation of a GenBank genome assembly.
CUGAUCUCAAGGUGAAAAUCCAUUUUUGCCAACGACCUUUUAUUUCAGAGCGUAACCCGCUUCCGCCGAUGUAAUCAUGAUCGGUCUUCCUCCUGUCGGCAAACGGGAGGAAGGUUUAGGCCAGUGCUUAAGGCGUUAGUGAAGACGUUCACCACCAGCAGACCACAAGAACUCCAUACAAAUGAAAAUCUCCGCUCGUUUCUUCUUUCUCUCUUCUUCAUUUUCGCAAAUCUGUCAUGCGCAUAGGAUUUCCGCAAAGAACUGCCAACUCCUGCUUAUCGCUCCUUUUUCGAAUCCAAAGCCAGGAAAUAAAUCCCGAUUGCAAGCUCCUUAAGCAUGCUAGCUCAAUUCUUUAUCUCAGGCUAUUUAAUAGUUUUUCGAUAGUAUUAGGUUCGUUUACUCAAAAUGCUUCUAUUGUUGUAACUCUCUUAACAUCUCGCCCCCGCACCGAACCCGAUCUAUCAUCUCGACGAUGGACUACUAUGAUUUUUCCUUUUCGAGGAUCGGCCCCCUGUUUGGCCGGUCGAAGCGGUCCUGCGUCUGGUGGCCAUGGUUUUUGAGCGACGACGACCCGGCGAUCGAAUGCGACGAUUUACCGUCCCUCCCAGACCAAGACGCGCUACCCGACGCGCCGGUGACGGUCGGCCGAGCGGCGGAGGCUACUCCUGGUGACGAAAAGAACAAAGAAUCCGCACCAUUGGUGCUACUUUCAUCUGGAGCCGAAACCUCCAAAGAUGCACCUGCCGACCAACCUGAACAAAAAAGCGGCCUCGUGCUGCAGCGACCCUGUGUGAAAAAAGCGACUUCAAAUAUCAGUUCUCCGCGACAAGCUUCACGAUCAACAGUAGAGGAGCAGACAAGUGAAAGUACGGCAAUAAAUGCUGGACUGACUGCGACCCCGAGUUUCGGCUUCUGGCUCGUCGUAAACGGGUGUACCGAGCACCGGCGGAUAUUUUUUCUCGCUGUGGCGUACCAAUUUCUCGCGGUUGCCGCCGUGUUCUGGUUUCUGAUUUCCUUCUACCACAUCAUCCAGUACCUCGACAUGUGCCAGCACGACGAAGAUGCGCCGCUAGAUCCCACACUUCGAACGCAGCGCAUGCAGAACGAUCGGCUGUUUGUCGAUUUCUACUUGCCGAAAUUCGUGCGGACGCCGGAUCACUGCCACGCGGGCGUGUACUGGAGCUACGGGGGGCUGCUGCUGUUCUUCACGUUCGUGAAUUUGAUCGCCACCAACCUGACGACCUACCUGAUGUCCAACCUGGGGCAGCGACUGCGGGCCUACACCGUCGUGACCAUCUACGAGAAGCUGCUCUCGCUCCCGACCGUGAACUCGGGGGAGGUGCUGAAGCUGGUCACCACCGACGCGGCACAGUGGCUCGAGUGUCUCCCGGGUUUCCACCAGCUCUGGGGUGUGCCGCUGCUGGUCUUCGGCGCCAGCUUGUUUCUCUUCCAGUUGCUGGGGUUCUGGAUCGCGGCGAUCGGGCUGGUUUUCCUGUUCGGCAUGUGUGUCAUCAACGUGUUUGUCUCCCGGCUGGGCGACGACGCGCGCAAAAAGCGGAUGGAGAAGUCGGAAAAGCGCAUUUUGGUUUGCAACGAACUGCUGUCCGGGAUCCGCAUUGUGAAGUUCUUUACCUGGGAAGAACCGUAUUUGCAAAAAGUGCAGAGUCUGCGGCAGGAGGAGCUGGAGGACUGCGGCCGGGAACUGCUUCUUUUCGCGGUGAAAACGAUUCUCCUGGCGGCCGUGCCUGGUCUGGUGUCGAUUUUCUUCCUUCUGGCGCCCCGCUGGUUCGCCCUGUCCGACGAGGAGGGAGAGAUGAGCACCGCCACCGCGUUUCUGGUCACCAACAUCUGCUACAAGAUUUCGCUGCCGAUCUUGCACAUGGCGAACGUCACGGGGAGCAUGUUCAGUCUGCUCAAUAGCCUUCGUCGCAUCGAAGACUUUCUCCGGCGAGGGGAUGACAAAAAGCGACUGGAUUUCAGUACUGCAUAUGGUCUUCAGUGCAAGAACGAAUUGGAAGACAAUAAAGAUCUGCCAAGCUCGUCUAUACUCGCCGGCGCGGGAGGUGGAGGUAUGUCUGGAGCUGCAGCAGCGGGCAGCCAGCCCUCAGCAACCGAAGAUUUGACGAAGCCAAUGCAACCGCAUUUACUGCCACUGGAGUUCUUGCCUGAGCCUGACACGACGACAACGAAACAAGGGGAUGAAGACGAAGAUCCCGCUUUAACCACUGACGUGACAAAGAGUGGUGAGUCCACUUCAGAAGACGCAACCGAGGACCAGCGUCGGCCACUGCUGGGUCAAAGCGCGGAACAGGUGAAACAAGCGGGACAACAGCUUGCGCUGCCGCCCGGAAGCGUUGCAAGACCCCAGCCGAAUGCAACGCCGCAGCAACAAACGCUGGACAUAACCUGCUCGGUCUCUGCAUCGACUUUCAAGUCUUGCUUCGCCGGAGAUUCGACCACCAGUUACCUGUCGCAACGAAAAAGUAGUAGACGUCAGGAAGACGUUCUGCUGGAUCUGAAAGACCUGUCAGUCGGCUGGGACAGUAAUGGGACGGCAGCUCCCUCGCCUGCAAACCCACCAGGAGCAGGACACGAAUCUGCUCCUGACGCCGCUACCGUGCUCGAGAAGGUGAAUCUGCAACUCUGCCAGGGUGACACAAUCGUCCUGAUGGGUCGGGUCGGCAGUGGGAAGUCCACUUUACUGAAAAGCAUUCUCGGGGAAGCGAGGAUCUGCGAUGGAGAGAUGCGAUUUGGGCCACCGGCAGCGGCUUCGUCUUUGCUAGAAUCCAGUGCUGUAGAUCUAGACGCGACCGCAGCCCCAGGAACUUCGGCAGCCAAGAAGAUCUUAAAGGUAAGCUACGUCUCUCAGUCACCGUUCAUCUUUGCGGGCACGGUUCGGGAAAACAUUCUGUUCUACCGCGAUUUUGAUGCAGGGAAAUAUCAGCAGUGCAUCCAGAUGUCGCAUCUCGAUUCUGACAUUCAGUUUCAGUUUUCCUACGGCGACCAGACCAUCGUGGGGGAACGCGGCGGCAACCUGAGCGGCGGGCAGCGCAUGCGCUUGGCGCUCGCACGGGCUCUGUACGAUUUUGACCAGACAGACCUCUUCCUGUUCGACGACAUCUUUGCUGCGCUCGACAACCGCACCGCGGUGCAGAUUUGCGACAAGCUGACCUUCAACCAGAAGCCCUGGCAAGGGUUUCUCUUCACAGCGAACAAGGACUAUUGGACCGCGACUGUCGGCGGGGCGGGUGCACAUGCACCCGCAGCUGCCUCCUGCUAUCCCCCUCCGGACUUCGUAGACCGGCCAGUGCGGGCACGCGUGCGGAAGUUUCGGGUCGAUACUGCCGUUAAGCAGUUGUUUCCAAUAGUCGAGGAUGCAGACUACGCGCAGCUGGAGAAGGAGAUGGAGGAGGAGUCUGCGAUCGACCCCAUCAGUCGGUCGGUGACCUGGCAGGCCGCGGCUGACGAGCUCUGUCUGUGUUCCCCUCCCGCUGGUGCGAUUGCCACCGAGAUCGCGGGGACUACUGCGGUACCCGACGAUUUGAUGCUGACGCGGACUUUCUCCAGUGCGGUUGCAGGGAGCAAGGCCGUGGGUGUGCUGUCUUCCGCGAACGCAACAGGGUUGAACAAUUCGCCGGCAGAUGCAGCAGCCUCCAUUCCGGUCCUGUCCUCCACUCCUGGUGUUUUCCUGCGCCCACUGAAUACGACAGUUGGCGGCGCGCCGCUGGACUCGGAGGAGCAACUGGUCGCAACCUCCAGCUAUCCGCAGUUCGAGCUCGUGCCAGCGGGCAAUUCGCUUGCAAGUAUGUCGGCUUUUUUUUCCUCGCCGCACGCAGUUCCGCGGGAGGAAACGGCGCCACGUCUAAUCGAAGACGUCCUCUCCGAGGUGGAGCAGAGUCGAACAGCGCUAGCGCCAACAAUGUCGACAACUUCAGUCGGGUCGGCGUAUUUCACACACAGCGCAACGUCGUCGACAACGGGCGCAGUUCAUCUCGAAUCGCCCACUGCCAGAAGUGACGAGCAAAAGCGGGACCUGCACCUCGUCCCGUGUGCGUCCGCAUCCGCCACCGGAUUGGCGAGAACAGUCAGCAGCACCAGCUCGCAGAAUAACUGGUGCGGUGGAGGUCCUUUGGGGGACGGAGAAGCCGCGUUGCAGGACGGUAUUCCGAGUCGCUUGGAGGAAAACAGCCAUUCCCUGGCUGCGGUUCUCUUUGGCCGCCAGGCACAGGUUCGACCGCGCCAAGGUUUGCCCCAGACUUUGGAUAGUCUAUUCGGCACGGACUUACGAGCAAACCUGGACGACAAUACCAAUCUCAACAACGAGCAGGAGCCUCACCACAAUUACCCGCCGCCCAUUCCUGAGGGGGAUGAGGAGGAGGAAGAUACGGAAAUGAGCUUGCCACUUGUGCGCACACGGACAACCGAUGGACAACCAAGUCAUGGGUGGUCACCCUCACGUUCACCACGAGUAUUAUCGCCCGAAGUCGUGAUAGGCCCCCGGGGAAGCCCGAUCGUUAAACCGAUGGAUCCGGCGCUUAGCUUCGGUCAGCUGCCUCCAGAUCAACAAGUGCCGAAUACUUCUGCAAAUGAAGCUGAUGUCGAGUGUUUGAUCUCGGAUCGCCUCGAAACUGCCUGUCUGCUCCGCGAUACACUGGCACAGAACGUCGCUCUCGUGGAGGGAUCCGCUACCGCGGGCCAGUACGUGGACGACGAGAACCAGCAGCACGCGUUUGAGAGUAGUAACGCACGGACCGACAUGAACACACCCACACAGCAACCGCACCAGGUGAUCGACCAGCAGGUCGCCGACAAUUACGAACUCCGCACCGCCCCAGCCACCGACGGGCUGAUGUGGGCUGCGGGGGGUCUGGUUGGCGGCGUGAUCCAUCCGAUCGGGAACGCGGUUUCUGAAUGCUCGCUGCUGAUCCACGCCGCGCAGGAGCCCAGCACGGAUGCCGCGAACAUUCAGGAGCUGCAGCACCAGUUGCAGCUACGCGCGUAUGGCGACUACGACCAAAGUCCGGGCUAUACAACUUCCGGCGCCUCCUUAACCCCGCCCGCGACGCGGCAGCUGCAACUUCGCGAUCCCGAGUCCCAUCCGCUGGGUACCAGCACGUCCAUGAACACGAUCGAAAAUCAGCACGACACGUACACGCGCAACUUGAAGUCGUCCGUCGGCGCGCUGCGGGACGAGCCAGCAGUAGCUGCCUCCGUGAGCAGAGCGACCUCGCGGAACGCUUCCCCGGUGAAAAGCAUGCGACAGCUGGAGGCCUGUGUAUUGCACUCGCCGGACCAAUAUGAAGUGCAAAAAUGUCUGGGUCUGGAAGGUGCCAACUUGUCAUGGUACAUCUGAAGCACGCAACAAUCUGUGUUGCAUGAGUGCCAAAAGCUGUCCACUUUUGACCAAGUUGGAAGGGAGUUUCUCAUGCAGGAUAGGCAUGGGAGAGACCUCGCAGAGUCUGUCAUGCUAAGUCCCGCAUUCCAGACCUUAUGGGUCAUGGAAAAUCUGCAUGACAAGUUUACACUUUUCCAGACCCACGGAGCAGUAGGCACUAGUGGUGUUUGUUGAUCACGUGUACCGGCUCGGGGAGAGUCGGUAGGUGCCGCGGGGGUGGCUCAACGGCCAAUCAGGGUUUCGUCCAUGUACGCAUGGCGUACUGGUUCACCCACAGGCGACACAGCGUGUGUCGUCGAAAACCGGAGUAAGAGGGGCCGUCGGACCGGGAAAUCGCUUGCUGGUUAACAUGUAUGCGCGACAAGCUGGCUGCGUUUUGCAUUCGUGGCAGUCCAGGAAAGAAGAAGAACUAGUGAAGCGAUCGGAUCGACGAGGUGCGUCAGGGGGCGUCACUCAUUCAUUCAUUCAGACCCAGACAUUUUUGCACUUGAUAACCAAGACGACAAUGGAAUGUGCACGACGCCCGCUGCGAUCAAGCGGCAGCCGCAAGACUCACCAGCACGACUACCAAUAUCCGAGCUCCCCGACCCAGACCCAGAGGACCCCAACAAGCCGUUUGACGUCGAAGGCGGAACAGCGACAUUAAAGCGAAAGAAAGGCAGCUGUAGCACUUCUGUUGUAGACGGAAAGAGCGACGAUCACGACGAGCCCGACGCGGCGGUUUUGGCGAAAUUGAAAGAUCUCGUGCCAGGAAAACUCUCCAUGUACGCGACCUACCUGGCGGCCAUGAGCCGGCAGGCGAAAUUCGCCGCGACGAAGCUGCACCCGGUGUCCGCCGCGACGGUGUAUCCGCUGCGGCUUUUCGUGCCCCUGAUCGGUUGGGGCAUCCUGAUGACUGGCGAGCGGAUUCUGGCGGUGUUCAGCGAUCUCAGCAUGUCCUGGUGGAGCCAGACCGACGUGCUUCACCCGGAGGACGACGACGUGACGCGGUUGCUGCAUCGGAAGAGGUACCUGAUCUUCUUUGGGGUGUUCAUGGGACUGAACAAAGCGCUGCAGAUUGCGCUCCGCGGAACCUUCCCGCGGCUCGCCCGCAUGGCCUCGGAGAAACUGUUCGACGACAUGUUGCGUUCGGUGCUCCGCGCCCCAAUCCACUGGUUUGACACGAUGAGCGUCGGCGCUUUGCUAACCCGCUUCUCCUUCGACGUGGAGCAGGUCGACGCCAGUCUCCCGGUUGCCUUGUUUCCCUUUUUCUUGUUCUUCAGCUGGAACAUCACGGCGGUGGUGUUUUCCUCCUGGCUCUUGUGGCCGUGGUACCUGGUGCUCGUGUUGCCGGCGUUUCUCCUCCCGCUGUGCAUCCUGCUCUCCACCGCCCGGCGUCGCCUGACGGAACUGAAACAGUUGGAGAAUCUGCCGGCGCUCUUGUCGCUCUUCUCCGAAACGUGCCAAGGGGUCACGGUGAUCCGGGUUUUCCAGCGGCAGCAGGUCUACAGUCAGCUCUGCCGGUUGUUGCUGAACAAGCAAUCCCGCGUGACGUACGCGCAGAAUUUGGCUCUCCGCUGGCUCGGGGUGCGGAUCGAAGUGCUAGGGUUGCUGUACUGGUGCUUGGUGCUGGUGUUCUCCUCCCGCCUCGACGCCGGGAUCGCCGGGGUGCUGCUCGGGUGGUGCAUGAACUUCUCGGAGGCGUGUUUGUACUGCUACCUGUACUACGUACAGGCGGACGCGAGCGUUGCGUCGGUGGAAAAUCUGCGGAAGUUGGGCCCGCACUUCGUGCCCAAAGACGGCGUGCACAGCGAUCUGGACAACGCAAACAGUCGCGACGUGGAGGGCGACCACAGGGCCUUGCCCGGGGAAACGACGAAGCUAGAGAUUCACGAGGAGCGCGGCUUCAAAGGCCAGAAGAGCGGCGCGCCUCCGACCAGCCAGCAAGUGUACCUCGGGAAGCGCGCUCGGUUGUCACAGACUUCACUCGAAGAAGCAGCUGUGAGCAACGAAGAUGGGGGCGACGACAGUUGUCAACAGCCGCUUUUAGUACAGCGGUCCGCAGAACAACUGGAAGAUGCAACAACUGCAGCGAAGGAUGCUCUACUUCCAGAUCGACUUGACAAACCGCAGCCUGGUUUGGUAAUAGAGGACCUCUACCUUAAAUACCGCAAGGAUCUGCCAAACUACGUGUUGACCAAACUUUGGGUGACCAUCGCGCCGGGCGAGCGCUGCGCGGUGGUCGGGCGGACGGGCGCGGGCAAGAGCUCCAUCGCCGUCGCGAUCUUCAACCUCGCUGAGGAGAUUCACGGGCGCAUUUUUCUGAACGGGAAGAGCUUGCUCUCGGACCCGACCCGGGGCGUGGUCGUGCCGGUCAACGAAAGCCGAAAGCGCCUGGGGAUCAUCACUCAAGAUCCAGUAUUGUUCAGCGGCACGGUCCGGGCAAAUUUGGAUCCUUUCGGUGAAUACAGCGAUCAGGAGUGCGAGGAUGCGCUGGCCUCGGCUUGCUUGUUCCAACGUUCUAGAUCAGACGGUGGUGACGAACGGGAAAAGGAGCAGCAGGAGGUUCUGAAACACUACGAUUUGGUGACCAAUCUUGAAGAAUCGGGGAAAAACCUUAGUCUGGGCGAGCGGCAGCUGGUAACAACAUUUUUCUACAAAUCUUACUGCUUGUGGUUGAAUGUUUUCUUGCGUCUUUUUCUUUCUUGAUUCAGAUUUCAGGGGAAAAAACGGUCCGCUGACGUAACUUUUAUUAUCUCUGCAGGUUUGCUUGGCGCGCGUGAUGCUGCGGAAGCCAGAGCUUUUAGUCUGUGACGAGGCAACGGCGAGCUGCGACCUGGAGACCGACGCACUGGUGCAGCGCGCGAUACGGACUUGGCUGAAGAAGCAGAAAGAUUGCUGCGUGCUGACCAUUGCACACCGUUUGGAAACGAUUGCGGACUACGAGAAGGUGCUUUUUCUGGACCGCGGCUCCAAGGCCGAAUUCGGGGCACCGAAGGAUCUGCUUCGCGACGAGACAAGCAACUUUUCGCAGCUGGUCAAAGCAGCUGGAGCUGACACUGAGAAACGCGUUACGGAAAUCGUUUUUACGUAAGGUUGUAUCCAUAAGGUGAAAUGAAAAAACCAUUCGUUCCGUUUUUGGCCCGAUGUUAUGAUACGCGCAGAAUUACGAGUUCGAGAUUUUUUGACAAUUGAGCAGUGAAAUACGGAGCCAGUGCUGCAUUUUUGCAUCCUAAUUGCGAAGCAAUAAAGCACAGUGAAGAGAU